Molecule: messenger RNA, 1050 nt
Organism: Suillus discolor
Lineage: Eukaryota; Fungi; Basidiomycota; Agaricomycetes; Boletales; Suillaceae
Exons: 2
Coding region: 1-1050 (349 amino acids)
Source: RefSeq, a predicted model, not a curated record
AUGAACCUCGCAGAUCCAUUGUCGAAUUCAAGUCCUUUCCGGUGCACCUGCCUACAUCAGUUUACACAGGAGAGUGCUUAUACCAAGCAUCAAUGCUCAUGCAUGCAAGGCAAGAAGCGGCUGUUUUCUGCCUUAGCUAAGGCAAAAGACCUUCUAGGCACCGCAAAACGGUUUCGAGUGGAUGGUAGUGGCCAAUCGCAUGCUUGCCUUAGCAUGGCGUCUUGCAAUGAGGGAUCCGUUAUGAUUUCCAACAUUGGUUCAAUUUCGUCAGCAGUCCCACAGGAGCUUCCACCCGCAGGUUCUUCAUCGCAAGAAAAUGCAUCCGCAACACCAUCCAACACCAAUUUCAGUGCCGCGCCUAUGAAGAUAGACGAAGACCAAGGUCUAUCACUAGCGCAGCGGAGGAGCCGGUGUGUUGAUGUUCCUAUGUCACUACAUUAUAGGCAGUAUGAGGACGUCCUCCCGCAACCUCCACUGACCAUCCCCUCCGGCUACCCUGCGGAUCCCAACCCACCAGAAACUCCCACUGAUGCGUCCAUCAGUGCUCGUCCAUUGUUUCGAGCCCCUCCUUUCUUCGUGACACUUCAAGAUAUAAGCUCUGUUGCUCCAGCGAAGCCAGACUCCCGCACCGCACCGCACAACCUCGCAUUUCACCCAUACCCCAACCGAUCCUCAUUCGAGCUCGGUAACUGGUACUGGAAUGGUACCAUGCAGAAAUCCCAUCAGGACUUUAAGCAGCUGAUCAAUAUCGUUGGGUGCUCAGAUUUUGAUCCUGACGAUGUGCAAAGUACAUCAUGGGACAGGAUUAACUCGAAAUUAGGUUCGAGUGCUCAUGACGAGGGGGGCGAUGAAUGGGAGGACGAGGAUGCAGGUUGGUGCAAAACAAAAGUGACCAUCCAAGUGCCCUUUUCUCGAACCACAGCCCAGCCGGAUGCUCGACCUUACCUGGUGGUAGAUCUUUACCAUAGAUCUAUUGUUUCUAUCAUUCGAGAAAAGCUCUUGAAUGCUCAUGAUGAUGAACAUUUCCACUAUGAGCCCUAUAAACUAUGA